Sapajus apella (tufted capuchin) is the source of this 9492-nucleotide messenger RNA. It is a transcript of the gene TCP11, whose product is annotated as t-complex 11. Lineage: Eukaryota; Metazoa; Chordata; Mammalia; Primates; Cebidae. The record is from RefSeq and is a predicted model, not a curated record. Bases 6375 to 7751 code for a protein of 458 amino acids. Gene Ontology annotation, cellular component: sperm flagellum; acrosomal vesicle. The transcript is spliced from 9 exons. Gene Ontology annotation, biological process: regulation of sperm capacitation.
UGGUGGCACGUGCCUGUGGUCCCAGCUACUCAGGAGGCUGAGGUGGGAGCCUCUGCUUUGUUGAGCCUGGGAAGGUGAGGCUGCAGUGAGCCAUGAUCUCACCGCUGCACUCCAGCUUGGGUGACAGAGACCCUUUAUCAAAAAAAAGUAAGAAUAUUAAUUGUUCCCCUUUAGAAGUGAUUACUGUGCCAGAUCCUGGAGCUAGCCAGUAAUGUAGAUCAUCUCAUCAUUUUGUGAUCCUUACAAAACCCAAUGAAGUAAACACUAAGCAUGAUCUCAGCAUAUUUCUGAUGAGCAAAUUGAAGUUCAGAGAGGUUAAGUCACUUGCCCAAAGCCACACAGCAGAUAAAAGGCAGAGGUAGGCUUCAAUCUCAGGUCUGACCACCUAGUCUGCAUUCCAAAUGCAUAUUCCAAAACAACAUCACAUGGGGAACAAUCCAAAGAACGGUCGUUAUGAAUCUUCAACUUUAAGGGUGUGAAGAAGGGGCCCCAGACUUGCCCUGCAGUGAGUGAAAAAAACCAUCUUCUACUCCGUGAUCAGAAGGGAUCUCCAGCAGCCAGUUGUCUGAAGACAGAAGCCACCUCAGGAGUAGUGAUUUAUUUUACUUAGGGAUGUUUCUGCCUAACCACUGGCAGGUUGCUGAUCCUGAGAUUUUAGCAGAUAGGCUGAGGGUUGGGUCAUGCAGACAGAUCUUGGUCUCUGGCAUCCAAGCAUCAUCAUGUAAAGGCCUUCUCCAGGUAUAUUACUGGAGGUCUCUCCCUACCAAGAGGUCUCAGGCCAAAGUGAGAACUAACACAGCUUGAAAGAAACUAGCUUCAGAGUCAGGAGACCUGGUCAUUUGCCUUCAACUUUCAGCUGUGUGCUCUUGGGCAAGCCAUUUGAUGUCUCUGGACCUGAGUUUCUUCACUGAAAAAAUGAACUUAGAUUGGAUCAAUUCUGUGGUCCUAAAAUGUAAUUAGUUGCAGAGGAACUUGGGAAAACAGACAACUCCUUACUAUGUCUCAAGGUAAGUGUUAGAGAAAGAGAGGUCAUGGAAGGACAGCUGAGGACCGGCCCCAGGGCAGUCUUCCAAGGAAAGGGGUCUUCUCAGUCGGGUGAAGCGGUGCUGGCUGAGGUUAGGCCUCAGGAGCUGGGCUGGUGGCCCAAAUGGGGAAGCCCCAUCUUGCAUUUUUAUUGUGGAGGAGCUGGUAGAAACGUGCUCAGCAGACAAAACAAACACAGCAAGGUGCGUUGCUGGUGAACGUGUGUGGUUUGUCUGCUGAGAGCUAAUGCCACAGUAGGCUCCUUCCUGCACAGAGACACAAUCAGACAGGCUUGGAGAGGCCCUUAGUGAAAGAGAGAAGGAGAGCAGGCUCGCAGCUCCUAAACGGCUGCUGAGACUUUGCAAAUCAUGCCCCUGAGCCACCUUUGUUAUUGUGAAUGAGGAGAAAUUGCCCUGGGGUCUGCUUUCUGGGCAGAGGAAAAUCAGAUUUGAAUCCCAAGUCUGCCACUCACUAGUGGGGUGAAUUUGGGCAAGUCACUUAACCUAGAUUGUUAAAUGGGGGCCCUUGUAAGAAUGACGGGAAAGGCUGUUACCAUGCUGGGACAGCAGCAUAAGUCAAAACUCUUUGGGGCAAACUGGGACAUAAGGUCACACUGCUGAAACUCCCCGAGCCUAUUUCUACAUCAGGAAAAUGGACAUUGUGAUGAAUGUCCAUGCUUCAUGCAGCUGUGCUAAAGAUUCAGUGAAAGACACACAUUUAUGCUCAGUAAGAGAAGGCUCCACGUGGCCCUCUCUCUCUUCCCUCAUUCUCUGUGCUUCUGAGAGGGGCUCUGAAAUGGGGUUCCAGAGACGUGUGCUAGGGCCUCCUUCCAAUCUGUGUGUUCUUUCCUGGAGGGCCGGUGCCCAAAGCCAGCUAGGGCUUGGGCCUCCUUUUGGGAUCUGUUUGCCUUUUCAUAAACACAGACCCAGGAUUUUUCUUGGCUAGGCCCGUCUGCUCACAGCUCACAGAUUGUACCUUCAAGCAUUUGCUCCCAGGUGAUUUGCAUCAGGAUCUACCAGGAAGUUUGUUUUUCAAGGCCUUAGUCAACAUGUGGGUGUGGAAACACCAACCAAUUUCAAUGUAGAGUCAACUCCUUUUUAAAUAGGGACUUUCACAUUAGUCAGACUUUUCAAAACAACAUAAUAUUUAAACAAAAUUCCAUUUCCCCUUCUAUCACCAGCAGCAGUUACUGAAGAUAUUUCUGUUCUGACCAGAGGCUUCCCCAACCCACGUUUCAGCUGGUUCCCUUCCUAUGUCAGAGCCUGGGCUGUGAUGUCACAGUGCUGGAGUGUGAAAUCAUUCCUCCAUAGGUCUCAGUCUCCCUUCUGGCUCCUCAGGUGGAUGGCUUGGGCCAGAGUCUUAAUGUAUGUUGACUCAUUCUGAUCCUUGGUUUGUUGAUUGCCUGGAAUAGCAACAGUAAACAGCACGAUCCUCCACUAUAAGCCAUGGGACCAUCCCAGGAGUUCCCAUAGGUCAGCAUUCAAACCUCAUAGCUCAGAUUGUCUUUGAGGUACCAUGAAUUGGUAGGAAAAAUUUUUUUGACAAAGAAUCAUGGGUCCCAAAUGCGAUCACCCUGAGCAGGACUAGACUUACACCUUUCUGAAACCUGCACCACGUUGGCUUGUUACAAUGGACCUGGUGACUUCCCCCAGCUUGGGGCCCCGUCUGUGUCUGUCUGGUCCCUUCUCUCCUGGCUUCUAUAUUCCUGGCUGGGCAAAUCUGGCAGUCUGAGAACCCCUCAAGCAACUUACUUGUUGUGCACUUAUGUGUCCAGCACUCUGUUAAGUGUAACAGGCAGUAUUCCACUUUGUGAGCAGUGGUCUCACUAACGCUGAAGAACUCAGGCCUUGAGUAAGCUACCAAGUAAUCUCUCUGUGCCUCAGUUUUGCCUUUUGUAGAAUGGGGAUAACAGUCCCUCCCUGGUGGGAUUGGUGUGUGAGAAUUUAGUGAGUUCAUGAGUGCAAAAUGCUUAGAACCUGUGUUUGGCAUCGAUCAAGUGCUCAAUUGCUGUUAGCCAUGUUUAUGACAAAUCCUCACCACAGACCCCCAAGACUGGGGACUCUGACUAUCCCCACUGGCAAAUGAUGUACUGAGAUUGACAGGUUAAGUAAUUUUCCCAGGCCAUGCGCUAGAAUGAGAGUCAAUAGCAUGAUGUAGGAAGUCUGUACCGCUGCUCUCUGCGUCAUGAGAGGCUAGGUUGAAUUCUAACGCAUUUCCUUUUGCAUAUAUUUCUAGAGAAACAGUGUGCCAGGCUCUGUGCCAGGAGUCAGGGGAAACAGUGAUGGGAUCAAACCCAGGGGACCAGUGGGGAGCUCCACCCCAUUUUCAGUCCAGCCCAUGCAGGCAGCCUCUGAACUAGGCACAGUUAAUCUCCAGCCAUCGCCACUGGCUUCACCUGGCUCAUUAAAACCAGACACGUUACGAGUUCACUUAGCAUCUGCAGAGCGCGUCUUUCAUCUUCAAAGGCUUCCCGAAGCACCAACCAAUUAAUCCUUACAACGCCCUCAUCUCGUAGACAAAUAUUUAUCCUCAUUUCAUACCCAGAAAAAUAAGGUGCAGAGAGAGAACGGACUGGGCAGGAGGAGGAAGAGUGAGUGGCAGAGCUAAGCAGAGAAUUCUGGAGCCCCAGACCCCUCUGGCUGCCCAGUCCAUCUGGAGGUUUGGGGAAAUUCUUCCCGUAAUACUUUUUUUUUUUUAAAUGGAAGCAGAACCUUUUGCAAGUUCAGAAGAAUUAGAUUUCUUUAAUAGUAACCUGCAGGAAAUACAUUAAAAACACAUUCUAUCAGUUACAAAUCUUAAUGUCACCAGCCAAGGAUGAGGGAAUUAAUGCCGGGCCCAAAAAUACAUAUAGUCAGCAACUCCGGGGCAAGGGCAGAGACAAUUUAUAGAGUGUGAGGUCUGGACGUCUGGAGCAGGCAGGCUGAGCUCAGCGGUGAAAUGGAAACAGGGCUGUUUUCAGAUGGGGCAGAGCAGGGGGAAGCUGCUCAGGGUGGCUUUGAUUCACUCAUUGUUUCCCAUUUCUUCUUAAUGUAAAUUACGUUUUUUUUAAUGCAAUAAAAGCCAGGUUCUGAUUUGUCAUGAGAAGACUGUUUUCAUUAACAUAAGCACCUAUCAAGGGCACUUUUAAAAGAAUCAAUCCCCAAAAGGAAAGCCCCCUCCAUCAAAACAAUCCCAACCCUGAUCAUCUCCUCUGUCUACAGGAGUCGAACAAAGGGGAUAUCCAGGCAAGAAAUGGGCUGGCUGGAAAAUCUGGACAAGGAAGACAAAACAUAUGUAGAAUUUAUAGAAUUUUACUUCCUUUAUCAGCAGGUAUUUCUGUUUAUAUUGUAAAAUAAAACACAGGAAUAGCAAACCAUGCUAAAACGUGUAACCUAAAUUAUGAUAAGGGAAACAGUGGGUCUUUUAAAUUUAAUCACUUUAAAUUGCUUUAAUUUUUGGACUCAGCACUCAUUUUGCCAAACUUGAACAUAGUCAUGGAAAAGACAAGUUUCAGAUCUCAGGGAUAUAAUGUGUGCAUUUUAGGAAGGAAAGAGAUCUAAAGAGACAUGUACAACACUCAGUUGGUUAGUUGAGGGCUAACACAUUCCCAGCCAUGUGCUUCCUCCUCACAAAGAAAGGGCAUUAAAGGAGUCAGUGGGCACCAAGGAGUGGAGUCCCACAAGCAGGAAUGGACUUUAGUUCCCAGUGUGUCCCCAGGCUGUGUGUUUUGCCACUCAUUGCAAAGUACAUAGCAUCCCCCCUAGGGCUGGGCAGGUUGACAGGCAUGUCUUUGCAGCCAUGUCUCCUGGAGGAAAGGUGAAAAGGCACCAUGUCACACCGCCUCCCUUUGCAGGUGAGGAAGCUGAGGCCACCGGUCUCAUCUGAGGUCAAUAGAGGCAGAGCCAGGAAUGACAUCCUGGAUCACAGGACUCCUCACCUCUGCCACACCACAGCACCCCUUUUCCCAAGAUAUGCCCGUGGUAGGUCAAUAGCUGCUUGACAGGAAUUGUGGCCAGCACUUUCCAACCAGCCCAAGGACAUGUUAGGGUAACCAACCAUCCUAGUUUGCCUGGGAUUAGGAGGGGCUCCUGGAACAUGAGAUUUUCAGAGCUAAAACGGGCAUAGUCUAGGCAAACCAGGACAAGCUGAUCACCCUCCUGGGCUGUGUUCAUGUAGCUGAUGCUGAAUGACCGUGGCUGUGUGCUGGGCACUCACCAAAAGCUAGAAAGGAGCAGGAGGAGCAUAGGGUCUCUUAUGCUGAAUGAGUUGGCUUGGAGUAAAAUUAUUCAAAUAAUUGAUUUUUUUAACUUACUGAAGGGUGGCGAGUAGGGGUUUGUUCUUUGUCAUUUUAGUGCAUUUUCACAUUCCAAAUCUUAAUUACUUGGUCCUUAACGGCAAGGAUGUGUGAUCAAAAUCAAUUUUAUGGAGUGGGAAACUGAGGCACAGAGCUGGCUGAGCAGUCUAGGUUGGUCUGCCUAGCUGUGAAUGUGGAACUUGGAAAACGCCCCCAUUUUCUGGCCUUUGGUUGGUGCUGUCCCUCUAACUCUGCUCUGGUCAGCAACCCUGGCUAGAGGCCAGUUCUCUAUUUAAUUGUCGGGAAGCAAGAGGCCAGAGGCUAGGGGUUUCUAAAUUCAAUGAUAAAGACCUUGGAUUAAUAGCAAAAUAAUUCUCUUACUGGAGGAAGUUCAUAGCAAAGAACCUCAGUGGGGCUAAAGAAUUAUCCUGGUUUGAUCAAGCAAGGCUACUUGCUUACCUUCACCCUUCACAAUCUGAAAGCCAGGCUCCCUCUGAGAUGACCCUGAAGCCUUCUCUCCCCAGAUGCCAUUCAGACAGUCUCCAGCCCCAGCCACUGCUUUCCAUUCACAAUGGAGCAGCUGGUCUCUGCACUUCUGAAAUUGGAGCUGGAGGUGAAAUGCUUAGCUGAGCUUUGCUUUCGUUUCAGUGCCUUUCUUCUCUCUUGGUUUAACUGCUUUCUCUGGCCUCAGGGAAUCCCUUGCAAGUUAAUAAAACUGACUACAUCAAAGGGCUCCGCAGCCAUUACCCAAUUAAACCUCACAGCACUCCUGCGGCAGGUAAGCAUUAUUAACCCCAUUUUACAGGUGGGGAAACUGAGGUUAAGUGGUUUGCCCCCAGCCACUGAGGAAAUGAGUGUCUCAGCUGGCAUCAGAACUUGGUAGCUUGUUCUGAUCACCCAGGGGUGGUUGUUUCUACCUAAGUCUGUUUUUCAAAGUGCUUUGAUUCUUAAGGAUUUCUUUUUUCCUUCGGGAAAACAGUUUCUCACCAGCUGCACCAAGGAUGAGGGAUUUCUCCAAAGCUGGUUUGUCAGAAAACAGCAGCUCUUGGCUUCAACCAGAGAGGUACCAUAAACAUAGAUGAAAGGUCUGACAGAAACUGUUAAUGAAGUUUCCAAGCUGAGCAACGAGAUUGGGAUGAAUCAUGAUUACAUGGAAGAGAAGGUUUUACCUCCAAGCAGUCUGGAAGGCAAGGUCAAGGAGACAAUGCACAAUGCCUUUUGGGACCAUCUUAAAGAGCAACUAUCAGCAACUCCCCCUGACUUCAGUUGUGCUCUUGAACUUCUGAAAGAAAUUAAAGAGAUCUUGCUAUCACUGCUAUUACCACGCCAGAACCGCCUAAGAAUUGAGAUUGAAGAAACUCUGGACAUGGACUUGCUCAAGGAGAAAGCAGAACACGGGGCCUUGAAAGUCCCCACUCUCUCUAAGUAUGUUCUCAACAUGAUGGCUUUGCUGUGUGCACCAGUUCGAGAUGAAGCUGUGCAGAAACUAGAAAACAUUACGGAUCCUGUUUGGCUACUUAGAGGGAUCUUCCAGGUUCUGGGCCUGAUGAAAAUGGACAUGGUGAACUACACUAUCCAGAGCCUUCAACCCCACCUGCAGGAACACUCCAUUCAGUAUGAACGGGCUAAAUUCCAGGAACUCCUCAAUAAGCAGCCUAGCCUCCUUAAUCACACCACCAAAUGGCUGACCCAAGCAGCAGCAGAUCUCACCAUGUCACCUCCAACUUGCCCAGACACUUCUGACUCCUCCAGUGUGGCCAGUCCCUCUCCUAACGAGGCAGCCAAAAACCCAGAGCCUCUCAGCCCCACAAUGGUGCUGUCUCAGGGCUUCCUGAACCUCCUUCUCUGGGACCCUGAAAAUGAAGAGUUCCCUGAGACCCUGCUGAUGGACAGAACCCGGCUGCAGGAGCUGGAGUCCCAGUUGCACCAGUUAACCAUCAUGGCCUCAGUCUUGCUGGUGUCCAGUAGUUUUUCUGGCAGUGUUUUGUUUGGCUCACCCCAGUUUGUGGAUAAACUGAAACGCAUAACCAAAUCCCUGUUGGAAGACUUUCAGUCCAGGCCUGAGGAAGCUAUACUGUCUGUGAGUGAACAGGUGUCUCAGGAAAUCCAUCAAAGCCUCAAGAAUAUGGGCCUUGCUGCUCUAAGCAGUGACAAUGCAACAUCUCUGAUGGGACAGCUACAGAACAUUGCCAAGAAGGAGAACUGUGUCCGCAGUGUCAUUGAUCAGCGGAUCCAUUUGUUUCUCAAAUGCUGUUUGGUUCUUGGUGUGCAGCGGUCUCUGUUAGACCUCCCUGGAGGCCUUACUCUUAUUGAAGCAGAACUGGCAGAACUGGGCCAGAAGUUUAUCAACUUGACACAUCACAAUCAGGAGGUGUUUGGUCCCUACUACACUGAGAUCCUCAAAACUCUCAUCUCCCCAUCCCAGGCACUGGAAACAAAAGUGGAGUCUGUCUGAUAGUGUGGGCUCAGAGCCCUGGUACCUUGGAUCCAACAGGCCCAUCAUCUUCAUAGGGUAGCAUCACCAAUGACCAGCAGACAGUGAGGUUCUAUCCCAGCCCUUGCAGCUAGUACACUAAGGCUGUAGGGAUCAAGCAUGUAAACACCAACUGGCCCAAAACCAUUCGCUAAUAAACUUCUGAAGUGUAAAAAAUCUUCCAUUUUUCCUGUGCUGCAGCUGAGGCCAAGCCCUGUGACUUCAGCCUUCAGCUAGCUGAGAAGCCAUCAAGCCCUCAGUUUUCCCUUCUCUGGCUAUGUGUACCUUUCAACAUACAGAGCUGAGCAGCCAAGACACCCAGGUGCUAGCAUUAUUUUCUUUAAGGGUAAAGCGUUACUCAAGGGGCCCUGAGAACUCGGGAAUUAUCCAAAUUGUGAGUAUAAGGGCUUCUUUGGAAGCCUUUGUUUUGUCCAGUUUACCUUAGGAGAGAAUGUGGUUUAGGGAAGUGAGCUCAAAAGGUUCCAAAGGAUGCAACAAGAAGUCAAGAAAUAUUAAGAGCCUCAGUUCUCUUAGUUGCAUGGUCUGAAGCAGUAUGCAAACCUGGGGCUGAAUGAAAAUGGAUAUUAGCAUACAAGCAAGCAUUCUGUUGAGGACAAUUUCAGCGUUCAUGGGACCUCUCUCUCAAGUUAUCCAGAGAUCAGACUUGGACAGUUAGGUUUGUGACUGACUUGGAUCAAAUUUAUUCCUGGUCCUGUUCUCUAGCCCAGUAAGUCUCCUUUCCCUCAUCUCUAACCCUAGAACACCUGGUUCUUCCAGACAGAGGUAAUGUGGGCAUUCAGGGGUGGAGCAGCCUCCAUCCUUCUGGCUUCUCUGGAAGCCUCCAUUCUGGGCAGUUGUAGUUGUAAGCUCUUGUUAGCAUUACAAAUGAGAGACGUUCUAGGAAGGAUCUGGGCUUGUCUCCUGAGAUUGUAGAGACUGACUCAUCAUUUUCAGGCUGAUUGCAGCAGAUGAGCUCUGCCUAGUAUGGCUGAAAUGAGGAAAAUAUUCAAUUCAGAUUUAGAAAAUGGCAAUUCAGUUAUGUGUUUGCAAGGCAAGGUGAAGAAAAACAAUGUUCUCAUCAUUUCAGGUGAUGGAAGUUGCCCGCUGUUACACACCUAAUCUAGGAAGAACAACAGGAGGGGGAUUUGAGUUCCAUUAGGCCCAGGGUUUCCUUCUAAUUGAUUUCCUUUUUUAGAGGGUAGAUCCUAGGUGGGUGACAGAGCUAGGUCAACACAAUGUGACUUUUACUAUGACCAGAAAAGUUGGGGGGCCUGGAUCAUUCACAUUUUCCAGUCUUAUAACUAGAUAGCUUCAGGAUGAGGAAGCCCAAGGGGUAUGUUUAAUAAACGGUGAGGCUUACCCAGUUGGAUUCUCUGAUUUGCAACUAUUUGAAUUUUUUUAAAAAAAUCCACAUUUUGGAAGCCUCAUUAUUUUAGAGGCAAAUGGAUUCCAGGGAAGAAGAUUGUCUGGUUGGUGGGUGCAGACCCUGAACUGAUAAUAGAACCUUGCUUUGUACUUCACCAUUAAAAUUGGGAAUCAUCAAUACAUUAGAAUAUUUGAAUUUAUUUUCUUAUUCUUUCUCAUGGAGGAGACAGGGAUCUUGUCCCUAAACAAGGAAAGAUAGCUGCAGUCAAUCCUGCCCACUGGUUUGAGGGAAUUUUAAAAAAAUUAAUGUAUAUUCAUAUUUUAAAUUGUGGAAAAAAUACACGUAAUAUGAAAGUUA